CACAUCUCUGACCACUCACAGUUCCUGCUUCCCUCCCCAGCCAGUGUCUGCAUUGUGGUCUUCAUAGGCCUCCUGUUCACAAGAUUCUGGUUCUUCAGUGUCCUGUAUGCGGCCUGGUGGUACCUGGACCGAGACAAGCCAUGGCAGGGGGGCAGGCGCAUCGAGGCCUUAAGACGCUGGGUCGUGUGGAAGUACAUGAAGCACUAUUUCCCCAUCUCACUGGUCAAGACCGCCGAGCUGGACCCCUCCCAGAACUACCUUGCUGGCUUCCACCCCCAUGGGGUUCUGUCCAUCGGAUCCUUUACAAAUCUGUGCACUGACAGCACCGGCUUCACAUCGCUGUUCCCCAGCAUCUACCCUCAUCUGACAACAAUGAACAUGUUUUUCCGAGUCCCCUUCUUCAGGGAUACCAUCAUGACAGUGGGGCUGAUCUCAUCAGACAAGGAGAGCUGUUCUCACAUUCUGAGCAGGAACGGAGGUGGCAACCUGCUGGGCAUCACUGUAGGAGGCACCAAAGAGACACUGAAUGCCAGGCCCGGAUCCAGCAGGCUGGUGCUUCGCAACCGCAAGGGCUUCAUCAGACUCGCCCUGAUGCACGGGGCAUCUCUGGUGCCGAUCUUCUCCUUUGGGGACAAUGACCUAUUUGACCAGUAUGAGAACUCUUCUGGCUUCUGGUGGCAAUGGUUCAAUGACAAACUAUACAAGAUGACUGGUAUC
Vicugna pacos (alpaca) is the source of this 717-nucleotide messenger RNA. Lineage: Eukaryota; Metazoa; Chordata; Mammalia; Artiodactyla; Camelidae. The record is from RefSeq and is a predicted model, not a curated record.